Dovyalis caffra is the source of this 1452-nucleotide messenger RNA. The record is from the annotation of a GenBank genome assembly. NCBI's taxonomy places the organism in Eukaryota, Viridiplantae, Streptophyta, Magnoliopsida, Malpighiales, Salicaceae.
AUGGCUGUUUCCGCCUCAACGAUCACUUUAACCUCCACAAACCUCCUCUACCCCAACCACACAACCAACGCAUCUUCUACCUCCACCCCUACUUUCUCCCUAAAAUCCACCUCCAAACUCCCCUCAAAAUUCAUCCUUUCCUCUUCUUUCCUCUCCCCCUUCACUCCCACCUCCCCAACCUCCUCCCUCAUCACCACCCGCCACCGCACCUUCACUGUCCGUGCCGCUAGAGGGAAGUUCGAAAGAAAGAAACCCCAUGUCAACAUAGGCACCAUAGGCCAUGUAGACCACGGCAAAACAACUCUCACUGCUGCUUUAACCAUGGCUUUAGCCUCUAUGGGUGGCAGUGCACCCAAAAAAUACGACGAAAUCGAUGCUGCACCGGAAGAACGCGCUAGAGGAAUCACAAUUAACACUGCUACAGUUGAAUAUGAGACAGCAUCUCGCCAUUAUGCUCAUGUUGAUUGCCCUGGUCAUGCUGAUUAUGUUAAGAACAUGAUUACUGGUGCUGCUCAAAUGGACGGAGCUAUUUUGGUUGUGUCUGGUGCUGAUGGUCCAAUGCCACAAACAAAAGAACAUAUAUUGUUGGCAAAACAAGUUGGGGUUCCAAAUAUGGUCGUGUUUUUGAAUAAACAAGAUCAAGUUGACGACGAGGAGCUGUUGCAGUUGGUAGAGUUGGAGGUAAGAGAAUUGUUGUCUAGUUAUGAGUUUCCUGGCGAUGAGAUUCCAAUUACCUCUGGUUCUGCUUUGUUAGCUUUAGAGGCUUUGAUGGAAAAUCCGGCUCUAAAGAGAGGAGAGAAUCAAUGGGUCGAUAAAAUUUAUGAACUUAUGGAUCAUGUUGAUAAUUAUAUACCAAUUCCUCAAAGGCAAACUGAAUUGCCAUUUUUACUUGCUGUUGAGGAUGUUUUUUCGAUUACCGGUCGUGGGACUGUAGCUACUGGGAGGGUUGAGAGAGGUACGAUUAAAACUGGGGAUACAGUAGAUAUUGUGGGGUUGAGGGAGACUAGGAAUACAACAGUUACUGGUGUGGAAAUGUUUCAAAAGAUAUUGGAUGAAGCAUUGGCAGGUGAUAAUGUUGGGUUGUUGUUGAGAGGUAUUCAAAAGGCUGAUAUUCAGAGAGGGAUGGUCUUGUCGAAGCCAGGGACAAUUACUCCACAUACUAAGUUUGAGGCGAUUGUUUAUGUUUUGAAGAAGGAAGAAGGUGGCAGGCAUUCUCCCUUCUUCGCGGGGUAUAGGCCUCAAUUUUAUAUGAGGACCACUGAUGUUACAGGGAGGGUGGCUACGAUUAUGAAUGAUAAGGAUGAGGAGUCGAAGAUGGUUAUGCCUGGGGAUCGUGUGAAGAUGGUAGUGGAACUUAUUAUGCCUGUGGCUUGUGAGCAAGGUAUGAGGUUUGCAAUCAGAGAAGGAGGGAAGACUGUUGGAGCUGGUGUUAUUCAGUCCAUUCUUGAGUAG